AUGAGCAAUGUGUCUGGAGCUUCGAGUGGAACAUCAGCUGUUCGAGGAAGAGGCCAACAUGUGGGUGUGCCAAAGAGAUGUUGGUGUGGGGAAGUUAUUGUGGCUAAAAUAUCAAAAUCCGACGCUAAUCCUUAUCGGAGAUACUAUCGGUGUGCGUUUGCUGCCGAACAUAAGCUUAACAAUGAUAACCACACUUUCAAGUGGGUUGAUGAGGCUUUCUUGAACGAGAUAGAAGCAUUGGCGUUUAGAAUUGGAAGACUUGAAGAAGAGGUGAAAGAGCUUAGGACAGUUUCUAUGGAUGCCGAGAAUAAGAUGUUUGAGAAGCUUGAGAUUAAGCUAGAGAAAGAGAUUGUCGAAAAAGUGGAAGAAGUUCUUGUUGAAGCCAAAUCUGACAUGAAGAAAAUGAUGUUACUUGUGGGUUUAGGAUUUGUGAUCAUUGUAGUUUGCAGUAAACUAGUAGGCUGA
Eutrema salsugineum is the source of this 465-nucleotide messenger RNA. RefSeq lists its product as uncharacterized. Gene Ontology annotation, molecular function: zinc ion binding. The record is from RefSeq and is a predicted model, not a curated record. Lineage: Eukaryota; Viridiplantae; Streptophyta; Magnoliopsida; Brassicales; Brassicaceae. The coding region runs from base 1 to 465 and encodes 154 amino acids. The transcript has 2 exons.